Leptidea sinapis is the source of this 7056-nucleotide messenger RNA. Its product is annotated as serine/arginine repetitive matrix protein 1-like. Bases 1 to 1359 code for a protein of 452 amino acids. The record is from RefSeq and is a predicted model, not a curated record. Lineage: Eukaryota; Metazoa; Arthropoda; Insecta; Lepidoptera; Pieridae. The transcript has 6 exons.
AUGCUGGGCGCGCGGUUCAAGUCAUGGAUGGAAGCGCAGCUGGGGCGGGCGCGGAAGCGGAAGAGCAAGCCGGCGCGAGCUCCGUCGCCCGCGCCGCUCACGGGCUCCGCGCCGCCCGCGCAGCUCUCGUCGCCCGAGAGCGCCUACAGCACGGGCUACUCCACGGACGGCACGUCGCCGGGGCUCGCGCCCGCUCCGCUCGCCGCUCCGCUCGUCGCUCCGCCGCCGCCGCCUACGCCACCCACCACGCACCUGUAUCACGAGCCUGCUAAGCGUCGGUCGAGUGUAACAGCGAGGAAGUACAUUCCGGAGCCCCAAGUGUGUGCUACGCCCUCCCCGCGGCCGCGAUGCCGGAUCCGGACGAACCCCUGGCUCGGCAAGACUUCGCCCAACGCAAGAAGGAAGGCUCCACACCUUCUUCAGCAGCAGUCUCUCCAGAUACCGCAACCACCGCCAGUACUGCACCACGCCCCCUAUUCCCUGGACUCGCAUGUUUUAUACAGUCAAAGGUCACCACGUCUGUCUUCUCACCUAUCUUCCCAUUUAUCUCCCCACUUGUCUCCAAAUUUGUCCCCCCACCGAACCCCGUACGUGUCCCCAAACAUAUCCCCACACAUUUCUCCAUACCGAUCCUUCAACUACAAAACAGGAGCGUCUAGUGAUGAAGACUAUCGCGCGUUAAGACGAGUGGGACCGAGGGGUCAGGAGACAGCGAUACUGUCUGACGCUGACGGGUACUCUGAUGGUGACACGGGGCUUGACGGAGGUGAUGAAGAUGAGCCGGACAGUACUUCUUCACCAGGAAGACGCAGGGCUAGGCGACGUAGACCGCCGCGAAGAGUGCCACGAUCUGCAGGCGCUACACCUCCGCGCUUGAGACGUCGCCACGCACCUUCGGCCCCGCCGGUUCGCGAGAGGGAUCCCCUGUUGGAGGCCGACCGAGAAGCAGAGAAGAAGUAUCGAGAGCUGAUACGAGAGGCUGAGAAGCUACUGGUGUCUGUUUCCCGGGCACCGCUCGAACCUCCGCACAACCCGCGGGUGGUAGAACUGAGGAAUACUGAGGUGGAUUGUCCCCGCCGAAGUCCAGAACGAACACACAUCACCAAUUUCAUCCGCGCGAAUUCCCCCGAGGCGUCACGCCGCCUCUCCCCUGCGCCCCGUCGCUCCCCCCUCGCGGCCCCGCCCUUCCCGCGGACGUUGCAACCCCCAUCACCAACGGAUAGACCGCACUCAGAACCCCCCAAGCGGAAAAUGUAUGCGAGAGAAGAGGUGUUACAAACACUAGAAGGUCUGCGUAAGAGUCUUCAGCAGCAAUCUGCAUUACUGGCAGUACAGCGUACGCGACUAGAUUCCCUCUAGCACGUUAUUUGAAUCCUCACUCAAAGAAAAGAGUGGAUUUAAAAUACUUAAAUUACAUAAGUGAGACUAUAUGAAGGGGGGCUCUAAGGUCCGAGUCAACACGUCCUUGCUAGAUAAUUGAACUGACAUCAAAUUGUCAAUGGCAUCUCGAAGUUGACAGGACUAAAUCUUGAUUAGCAGGGCUAAUGUCCACUGACUGUCCACGGGACUUUUAUAGAGAUUAUACAUUGUAAGUGAGAGACAGCGCGAAAAGACAAGAAAGAGAAAGAGACAGAUUUUGAAUGGAUCCGAUUCGGUGAGGAUCUUCUGAUAAUCUGUAUGUUCCGGUACAGACUCUGAAACUACUAGUUACUUAUUAGCACUGUGCCUAUGGCUGCAAAUAUAGCAAAGUGCAAUAUUGAUUCUGAUUCCUAUCUCUGCCAAACAUAGAUUUAGAUUAUUCUGUUAAUUCAUUUAUUAGUACGAGUAGAUAUUUAGAUGAUAUCAUAUCUUGGUAGUGUUUUUGUAUUUGGAUGCAAUUUUCGUCAAGGUUAAAUGUUGCAGUAUAAUAUCGUGUAGAAAUUAUUUUGUUGUUUAUAUGCAUAAGAAUGAGUAUGAUUGAGGAACACGUCUUAGAACUCAUGCUGUAGCAUUACAUGAGUUCAUUCAUGAUUUAAAUCUUCUUUUCCACUUCAGAAAGUCAGGAUCUCAUUUCCAUGAUAAUUCAGUUCAAUUAUUUUCAAAAAGGACAUUUAAAUUACUUUACUUUAUGUCAGAAUCUAGGGCGCACUGCAAAAAACGUAGGUACGUAAUGUGGUGAUGAAUAUAAACAAUCUGAAUUUUUAACAAUAAGUCUCAAUUUAAAACACGUGCACAUUAGGAAAAAUCAAACACAAUAAUACAAAAACUGUAGACUAAAAGAGAAACAUAAGAACUCAUAUCGAAGCGUCGCUUAUGAGCAAAAAAAUAAAUCGAAUUAAGAAACAUACGGAAAGAAACCCACAAAUCAAUCGAUAAUAAAAUGAUAGUGCCAAUUAAAUAUAAUUUUGGUGUAAGUACUAUAAAGGCAAUGGAGAUUGAAAAUUGCAGGCUACUCAGCUUUCCAUACGCCAUAUCUAAAUUAUUUUCAUCAAUAAUAUUGAACUCAACAGCACCAAAGAUCUAAAACAAUCAGCCAGUAGAACACGCGGAUUCCUCCAAGAUAUUCUACGUAUACCUUCGACCGCAUCCUGUUGAGCAAAUCAUUGAAAAAUAUAAGGAAUUUAUGAAACCAAUACAAAUGCAAUAUGCAAUAAUGGGGCAAAAAAAAAUUGAAAAAAGAGUUAUAAGAAGGUUAUAAUGCAUUCCAAGUUCCAACAAUUUACCUUGUUUAACAGUAACACAAUCCUUUCCUGCCAGCAUGCAAUGGAAAGAACUAUCUUGAAACUAAGAAAAAUUAACAAAACAAUAAAUGUUAUUAACAUUACGCCACAAAACAAAAUAUAUAGAUGCACUUGGACACGCUCUCAGAUUUAAUUUAAAAUGGACAGGUAUAUCUAUCCGGGCAAUAUAUCUAAAUUGUGGGAUGAAAGAUGGAUAUUAGAAGUAACUGGUAACAAUUGGAAUCGGAGUGACGAUAUAGAAAAAUCAAGGACAAAGAAAAAUGGAAACUUGGAAGAGGAGUUUUGCCUAAAAGGGGCUAUAGAAACAACCGAAUGGAACACAACUAAUCUUAAUUUUUUGGAAACUACAUUAACAAAACUAAAAUGCACACUAAUUAAAUAUAACAGAAACUAAUAUUGUAUGAAUUUAAAAAUCUUGAAUAAAUGUAAACAAUGGUUCAACAAAGGUUCAACUGAUGUUAGUGAACUAGUCCGUUCAUAUAAAAAAAGAAACAUUCCGACCAAGAAAGCAACCGUUAUGAACAGAACUUACACCAAUUAGUAUUCGGUCUACGCAGAUUACGUUCCCUAUUACGCAAUUAAUUUUCGUCCCCUAUUAGUAUCAAUAUCAACAAGUAAUGUGUAAGUAUUAAUUGUAAACUCAUUAAUAUUUUGAUUUCUUGCAAUAUUAUAUUUAAAUAUUGAAUGGGAAGUAAUUUAAAGGAAGUAUGAUAACAAUUUUAAUUCAAUUGCUACACCUGGUUUCUGAAUUUAAUUUUAACACAUUUUGAAUAAUCUUUACGUUGAUUAUCUACUGUUUAAUAUUUAUUUAAGCUGUUGACUUUGAAUUAUUUUAAAUUAGAUCCGGCUUUAAAGAUUGAAUCACAAUAUUUAACAUUGACGCAAAAUGUAGUACAUAUAGUUCUUCCAACUAUUCUAUUAAUCCCUCCAUAUUUAUGCUAGUCUAGUCAUCAUCUUAAGAUUGUAUCUGGUCUUGAGGGUAGUAUUAAACGUCAAGUUAAUUAUUCUUUUCAACUUGAGAGCUCGUAGCUCGAAACGUAGCUCAUAAGUUAUUCCUAGAGCUUGUAUGAAAUAUUGUUUUGUAAUGUAAAAUUAUAUUUAUGUUAAUUUCGUGCUCAAACUGAAAAUUAUCAUCAUUGAUGUUGUGUUGUAUUUGUUGAAUAAAUACUUACUAUUUGGUUUCCUAGGAUAUUGUGUUUGGUUAUAUAAUAUAGCAUAAACAUAGAGAUUUUAUUGUUACUGUCUCUAGGAAUAAUCAGAGCUUUAGUUUAGUGUUGUUAUCGUUUCGUACUAUAGGCGAGGCCUUGUUAAUUGUAUUAGUAUGCAGUUGUAGUAUUUAAUUCGUAGCGAGUUUAAGUAGCUAUUGGUGGUUUGUAGAAACUAUAAAAGUAUUUCUCAUGGGGAAAAAUAUGGCGCACUUUUAUAUUUCACCCUGUAUAUUACGAAGCUCGCUAUACGUAGGGGCAAUUUAUACUUGACUUUGUUAACUAUUAGUAAUUUAACUUGACAAUUUAUAUUAGUCCAUUGGUAUUAUAUAUUUAACGUUCUCUUAAAUUUCGAAUCGCAUAUAUAUUAUCUGAACGUUGAUUUAUUUUAUAGAUCCAAGUAAAUAUACCUAUACGAGUAUUUACGAAAGAAUUGAACUCCAUUCGGUCAGCUAUAAACUUUUUUCUCUCUCUCUCUGUGUUCUCCAAAUUCAUGGAGAGCAUUAUGAACUGCCAGCUCAAGGCUACUGAGAGGAAGACCGGUUUGUCAAAGAGCGAUAGUAUGGAUAUCGCCAUGGCUGGCAGCCAGCCUCUGGUAUUACAAAAAGAAUGAGUGGCGGUGAAUCCUUACCACUAAGUGAAUUGGAAGGACGUUUGUCGUAUUUUUUCCCUUAUUGAUUUGUAAUAGUUUUUAUUUCCGACCCUGUAUUCAAGGCUGUUUGGACAUGUCGUGAAAUUAUAUGUCAUUUGAAUAGAAUCGAGUGUUGCCGGCUGAAUAUCUACUACCCAUCUAAAUCCUAAUAAGAAAGUACUAGAAAGUGCCUUGCGGGACUCUCGCUUACACAUACAUUGCUAUGUUUGCUUGCAACGCCUCGGAUAUUGAAGGACUUGUCCAUCAAUGGUGUGUAAAAUGAUGGCAAUACAAAUAAAUUUUGAAUCUCAAUGUAAAAAAUGAUCGCCAUACAUUCUGCUUAAAAAUAUCAGUUAAAAAUACUUAUGGAUGAAAUGUUAUAUUUUGAUUGAUAUAGUUGUUGCAAGUCGUAGAAGAUUUUCCGUAGUUCCGUCAACGAUUCACGUAUUGUUUACGUCCGCCAUUUGUAUUAGUAUAAAUCGCGCGAAUAAAGAGUCUAUCAGCGAAACAGGGAUGGCAGAUAGAUGAUAUCACAUGUGCGAGUGAGAGGGAAUCAUUAGUGGUCGCAAUUUCUAGUACAUUCUUAUUAAGAUUUCUAUACUAGGACCCCAUUCAAUAGUACUUUUAUAACGGUAGAUGUCUUUUUGACAUAGUAUCCAAUAAAGGUUUUGGGACAUGGGGUAAGACUGCGUUUUUAUAUGUAUGAAUAUGAUAAUUUACAAUAAAUAUACAAAAUAUUAAUAUCUAUUCGUUAUAAUAAUAUUGUAAUCACACGAACGAUGUUUUUAAUUUAUUUGUCUCGCGGAAUUAUAUUUAAAUAAUAUUAUGUUGUUCUAUAAAUAAGAAUCAGAUAUUGAAAUCGCUCUAUCAAAUAAAAUAAGCAUUGUAAAAUCAAUAAUUUAUGUCAGUCAGAUGUUCCCGUAAAUUCUAGAUAAAACUCAGUUGAAACAAAACACCGCUAUCAUCGCAAACAUAUUAUUUUGUUGUUAGUAACAGUUGUGGUUUAUCAGAUUUUUUAUAAAAAUAAAUCUUAAUUUGAAUAUAAUUUAGAUAUCACGUACGUGUGGAGUGUUUUUUUAAAUGAACGAAGAGUAGAUAAUAUUGACAAUGAUAUGGAACGCGUUACGCUUACACGAUGGUCGCACUGAUGACGCUGUUUGAAUUAUUAAUAAUAAGAUGAAUAUUUUCUUAAUUAAACGAAAACAUAUUAUACAUAAUAUAGAUAUUACGUAGAUUUUGGCUGCCAAAUAUAAUCACUGGCAGUUAAAUAGCAUUUUAAACGAUAUUGAUGUCUGUUAUUCCACAAAUGCGUCUUUUGUAAGAAACUUCUUGGAGGUACAUUUUUACUUUUGAAUCCUUCAAGCAAGUAGAACAUAUCCAUCGUAAGGGUCUGGGCCAGCAUCGCAUCUGACUUCUGGUAUUGCGGCUGGUUUUAAAGGGAGGAAAACGGACAAGGAGCUCCUGUGAUGGAAAAAAUCCGGUAUAUAUAAUAUUAAAGGGAGGAAAACGGCCAAGACCCGCCUGUGAUGGAAAAAACCAGCCGCGAUACCAGAUGUGAGGGGUCAGAUGCGAUGCUGGCCCCGGCUCUUACGUUGGGAGUAUGUUGUAAGCUUGAAGGAUUCAAAAACGUAAAAUAUACCACAUAUAAGAGGCAAUUUUAUAAGUCUAGAUAGACUGUGGCAGCUGUGAACACGUCGAAAAAAAUAGCGACGAAAUGUUAAUCUCUAUUGUCAGCAACGCAUGCACACUAAAACAAAGUGAUUCACAAAUCGAGAGUGUAAGACGUAGCUUGUCAUGCACACGUUGUCUAACAGCACGAGGCUCCUUCUAGACUUAUAAAAUUAUCUAAGUAUAAAGGCUUAACAUAUGACCUCUUUCUCUGAGACUUGCAAUGUGUUGUGUACGCCCUUCAGAUUAUUCUAAAAAAAAUUAUUAUUUUUAUUAUUUUAUUAUAAUUAUUCUAAAAAACUUCUACUGCUAGCUACUAAAACCAUGUGAUAGUUUGAUUAUCAAAGGUCAGUUUAAAUUCCGCAAAUAUUACACCUAAUUCCGACAUAACAUUUUAUAACAAACCAUAACAUAACAUAGCACAACACAACAUCACUUAACAUAACAUAGCCCCUUAAUUUUUGUUAACACAUUCUGAUAUGAUUUUAGAUAAUAUUGAAUUUACGUGUAAUUUUAUUUGUGGAUAAAACAUAGUGUCUGAAGUAAUUAUAAUUUUAUAUUUAGAACAAAUCAAAAUGAAUCCGCUUAAAAACAUUGCUCGUGUGAGAAAGGUGCGUGUGUAUAUAAACAUUAUUACCCGGGCACCUUAUAUUUUGUUAGCGCAAUUUUAAACAUUACGAUGACGUGUUUUUUGUAGUUGAUUGUAAAUAUUUGUCAAGGGAUGCACUUAUAACAUCCUGUAUACACAGUGGAUCCCGUACUGUUUAUCAUAUUAAGUAUAAAUAAGAUUUAUACACUUAGUUGAAUUUUCAUUAAAAUAAUAUUAAUCAAA